CUGCCCUAUAUAAAAUUUCAUAGCUUCGCCGUCUUCAUUCACUGCCCUCUCCAUCCCUCCUUCCUGCCUCCCCGUGAAGCGGAAAAACCCUUCGUUCUCGAGGCUUCCCUCCUCGAAUCUCCGGCGAGAAUGGCUCUGCCGAACCAGCAGCAAGUUGAUUACCCGAGCUUCAAGCUCGUUAUUGUUGGCGAUGGAGGAACUGGGAAAACUACAUUCGUGAAGAGGCAUCUGACUGGAGAGUUUGAGAAGAAAUAUGAGCCAACCAUUGGUGUGGAAGUACAUCCAUUGGAUUUCACCACCAACUGUGGGAAGAUCAGGUUCUACUGCUGGGACACAGCUGGGCAAGAGAAAUUUGGUGGGCUCAGAGAUGGAUACUACAUACAUGGUCAAUGUGCCAUUAUCAUGUUUGAUGUUACAGCUAGAUUAACCUACAAGAAUGUUCCUACAUGGCAUCGUGAUCUCUGCAGGCUGAUGUUUUCUUAUUACUUUGUUCCCAGGGUUUGUGAAAAUAUACCCAUUGUCCUGUGCGGAAACAAGGUUGAUGUGAAGAACAGACAGGUCAAGGCCAAGCAGGUUACUUUCCACAGGAAGAAGAACCUCCAGUACUAUGAAAUUUCUGCCAAGAGCAACUACAACUUCGAAAAGCCUUUCCUCUACCUAGCCCGCAAGCUUGCUGGGGAUCCUAAUCUUCACUUUGUGGAGGCUGUUGCCCUGCGGCCACCAGAAGUACAGAUUGACAUGGCUACUCAGCAACAGCAUGAAGCUGAACUCGCCCAAGCUGCCAACCAACCUCUUCCCGACGACGACGAUGAUGCAUUCGAUUAAAGUGUUGCACCCUCAAAGCUUGAUCAUCCCUCAUGCUGGUUCUCGCUUGUGCCUGGGGUGCUAUGUCUUGGUCAUCUCCUGAGUUUCUCUCUUUCAUGAUGGGAUGUGCCCAUUUGUAUUUGCAGGUUCAACUAUCCUGAGAACCUUUCUAAAGACAAACUAGUAGUAGAGUUCUGUUUGAGCAAGUGGUGCACUUUUUUUUCUGUGGUAGAGUGGAACUUGUGGUUUCGUAUUUGUUGGUUUUGGGUUUAUGGUGAUGUUUUGUUGGAUAUCUGAAUUUUUUGGAACCGGUAUGAUUGGAAAGACGGAGCUGAGUGUUUGCCAUAAUUUUCCUAUUCGUUUCUCUCGAAGCAUUGAAUCUAUUGUGAUCAGAUGCUCUGUAUUCCGAUCCUUUUGCGAUUGUCAAGUAGAUCGGCAUCCUGCAAGUCACACAUUCAAGAACGUUCUUACAAAUCCACAAUGAUCUUCCCUCU
This is a messenger RNA of Linum tenue, 1298 nucleotides long. NCBI's taxonomy places the organism in Eukaryota, Viridiplantae, Streptophyta, Magnoliopsida, Malpighiales, Linaceae. The record is from the annotation of a GenBank genome assembly.